GCUGCCAGGGUACCCCGAAAAGCGAGCCCGUCGCUGCCUCGGCGAGCGCGGCUGCGCCCGACUCGGGGCUGCUCCUGCCGGGGCGCCGCGGCACCGUCUCGGGCGCCGUGGCGCCGCCUGGGCCCCGGGGCGCGGCGGCUGUCGGCACGGUAUUUUUCACGGCUGUGUUGAGGAAAAAACAAAGAGAAGCCGCUGUAGUUGGCUGAAACACUAAGUAAUGGUCCGUAUCAAACCCCGCGGGGCGCGGAGGGUGCCUGGUACCGAAGUCCGCCCCGGGGCAGGCGCGGCCUGGCGGGGGAGGGCGGGAAACACCGACGGCGGCCUCCGGGCUUGGGGCUUUCCCAGCCUGACACACGCACCGCCGCCGGCACGGUUUACCGGCCUGACUGGAGGGGAAGGGGAGGUGCUGGGAGAAGCACGAUGGACAGGAGUGUUUUCGAAACGAGGGAUCUGCCAGUAGUCUGCCAUGAGGGAGGCUAAGACUUCUUUUCAGUGGAGGUUGUGCAUCAUGAAGAAGCUUCCUUCUGUUCUGGCUAGAACACUCACGUCUGGGACCAGUGGCUUCCCAGUGCUUCCUGACAUGUCUGAAGGACACUUACCCAUUCAUGUGAAUAAUGUGCGGAGCAGAUUGAGGGAUAUAGUGGGAGCAUCUACCAACUGGAGGGAUCAUGUGCAAGCAAUGCAAGAAAGAAAAGCUCUUCACACUUUACUGGCAAAACGGCAGGAAGAUCUCCCUCCUAGAAGAAUGAAGGAUAGCUACUUGGAAGUUAUUCUGCCUCUAGGAAGUCAACCUGAAAUAAGAGAAAAGUACCUGAAUGUACACAACAGUGUAAGGUUUGGAAGGAUACUUGAAGAUCUCGACAGUUUAGGAGUUCUGAUUUGCUACACUCACACCAAGCAGGAAAUGCAGCCAAGGUCUCCCUUAUCAAUAGUUACAGCUCUGGUGGAUAAAAUCAAUUUGUGCAAGAAGAUUAUAUAUCCAGACUGUGACAUCAAAUUUACUGGCAACGUUUCUUGGGUUGGGAGGACCUCCAUGGAAGUGAAGAUGCACAUGCUACAGCUACAUGAUGGUGACUACAGCCCUGUGUUAGAUGCAACCUUUGUCAUGGUGGCCCGGGAUCCAGAGAACAAACGGCCAGCAUUUGUUAAUCCACUCGUUCCUGAGAGCCCUGAGGAAGAAGAAAUCUUCAAGCAAGGGGAAUUGAACAAACUGAAGAGGAUUGAUUUCAGCACUGCUUCCUUACUGAAAAUGGCUCCCACUGCAGAAGAAAGAAACAUUGUUCAUGACAUAUUCCUUAAUACAUUGGACACAAGGAUGGUAAGUUUCCGGAGUCGUAAAUUACCACCCAAUUCAGUGUGGAUGGAAGAUGCAAAGUUGAAAGGCCUACAGAUUUGCCAUCCUCAGGAACGGAACAUCUUCAACAGGAUCUUUGGGGGUUUUCUCAUGAGAAAGGCAUUUGAAUUGGGAUGGGCAACUGCUUGCAGCUAUGGGGGUUCCAGACCGUUUAUCGUGUCAGUGGAUGAUAUCAUGUUUCAGAGGCCAGUUGAGGUUGGAUCGUUAUUACUGCUUUCUGGACAGGUCUGUUACACAGAAAAAAACUACAUCCAGGUGCGAGUACACAGUGAAGUUUAUGAUGCAGAUACCAGAGAGCACCAGACAACCAAUAUCUUCCAUUUUACAUUUAUAUCAGAAAAUGAGGUCCCACGGGUUGUCCCCAAAACAUAUGGAGAAUCCAUGUUGUAUUUAGAUGGGAAGCGACACUUCGCUGCAGUCAUGAAAGAAAUCUGACAGGCGCUGGAGGCUGUGUCGGCAGUGUGGCAGCAUGCUGUCUUGGAAAGAGCUGUCACCGGGGCUGGAUAACAGACAGGUGCUUGUAGUACUCAAAAAAAACCCCACAAAAAACCCGCACAGCACAAAACCAAAAACCUAAAACAAAACAAAAAAGACAAACCCAAACCCCCCAACAAACCCCACCUUUUAAGUGCUAUUUAUGUAUUUGCAUAUAUUUGGAUUUUUCUAUUCUUUGCUACUAGAAUUUGUUGAGAUCUACUUUGUAUGCUGCUGCUAGGGGAAAAAGGCUGGAAAAAUACAAUCUUAAGCUGUAGAUAGUUUGUCUGCUUUGAGAGAUCUCAUAACUGCCUUUGCUCUCUUGUCACAUUCUGCCUUCUUUCCCUUAGUAGCUCUCCUUUGUGGUUCCCUGAUACGGGAUUGAAAUUCUAUCAGAAAAAUGUGUGCAAUAAGUAGUUACACACAGGUGAAGGCAUUUGACCUACCUUCUUGUGUAAAUUAGGUUUAGGGUUGUCUUUUUUUUUUUAACAAGGAUGCAUGCAUCUAGGCAACAGCCUAAGCCCAGAAGUUACAGUGUGUGCACAAUGUAAAGCAGGUGUUUCUCAUUAGCUGGGAUUUUACAAGGUGGUUUGGGCUUCUGUUUUGGACAGUUUCAUGUUCCCUUGGGAGGAAACUGAUUGUUGCAAUGAAAUGAGGUGGGCAGAUAGUCUCUUCUGGCAUUCUGUUUGUGUACAGACAGUCCUUGCAGCAGUGGGUUUUUUUUUUUUGGUUUGUUUAAUACAUAUCUAUCUAUCUAUCUAUAUCUCUCUGUACAUGAGUUCCUUAAUGCAUUAUUUCUCCUGGCCUGUAGAGUGGAGACCUGAUUGGUGAGCUUAAGUGGGACUGGGAAAUGGCAUUGUAGAGCGGAGUGUUUUAGAUUGUUAGGGAUUGGGAGCAGAAAAGAUAAAUGCUGCUCAAAUGGUAGUGGUUGUGUUUGAUGCUAGGGUCCAGAGAAUGUGUUGAGCAUUUCCCAAGUCAGCUGCUGAAUGGCGGGAGGAUUUUUAUCCCAUUGGGGUGGUGGUGUACAGCUAGAGAACAGCCUCCUCAGCUGGGUUAUUUGUCUGGUUCCUUGGUAGACUGUAAUGAAAUACGAGCAUUGCAGAGGUUUAAAGGUUGUCAGGUUUACCUGUGAAGGACAGAGUAAUUCCCCACCAGAGGGGCCACCUUGGUGGACAUAACUCUGGUGGAUAAGUAACAGGAAGAAAAUACUUGGUACUGAGGUGCUUCUGAUGUAGUGGAGAAGGUCUUAAUAUUCUCCAGUAUCUGGCCCAACAUUUAAGAUUAGGAGGGUGAGUGGAUGGGAGGCAUCAGCUUCCAGCAGUAAGGGUGAUUAGUCAUAAGCACAACAUUGGACCUCUGAUACCUUCAUAUCGAGACUGAUAUCCUGCCUGAUCAAGACACCCAGAGAGGAGUAUUUGGGCUCAGUGGCAGGUUAAAUGGAUGAAAGAGGAUGUCUUCUGAUACAUGAGAGCAGACUCUGACUUGCCUGAUAUGGUUCAAAUCUUUUGAAAUCAGGAGGCAGCAAGUACAAAUUAUGUGAAUCAGCACAGGUGCACAGACUUGUUGACAAAACAAAGCAACGUGUUGAAAUUUUAUUUCCGAGUAAGAAAGUUUGAGGGAAUCACAACUGGGACCAGCUUCCUUUGGUGCUAGGAUAGCGUGAAGUUCAUGGCUCCGAACAGCCGAUUGCUGUUCGCGUGAGGAGGGUGAGCAUCGUGAUAACCAGCAUGUUACACACCAGCCUUUCCUUUCCAAGAUUCGGCUGCCGUUAGAAGUCGGAUAGCUUUCCAGUGGAGGCACAGGGGUGUUGCCUGGUCUGGAGCAGGUUGCAGUGACAGUUAGCUCUGGGUUUCUCACACAGUUUCUCGCUUCAGCCACACUCUGGUGCUGAUUCAGCUGUUUGAUGUUACAGUCUUUAACAGUUACAACACUGUGGAUAUGUAUAUUGUAUUUUCUGGUUUUCUCCUUUUUAAAUCUUUCUGGAAGCUGAAUAUACUUGAGUGACCAUAAAAUAAAGAACUGAAAUUCUAUCCCAACUCGUUCCCCCCACUUCACUUCAUGGAUCGCUGCUGGUGUUAAAUAAGCAGGGGGGCAGGAUGUGGAUGUUCUAUUUCAGAACUUCGUGUUACUCCUGACUCUGAGGUUUUUAUCAUUGACUCGGUGGUCCUACCUGGGUCGUUUUUGUAUGAUGCUUGUAAGUUAAGGGGAUACCAAGUUUCUCCUUCUUCAUGCCUUUUCCGCUGUAUUUAAAGAUGAGUUUGUCGUAAAUUCUAAAUCCAGUCUUUGGGAAGGGAUUGGAGAAGAGAAAAAGGGGUAAUAUAGUAGGGAGCAAGGUGUCAGAACCUCUGGACGCAGGGAAGAAAUGAAUCCCACAAAUGAAGAUGCUUAGAAGAAUUAGCGUGUUUUCAAAGUUCAUGGCAAUUUAAUCAUGUACCACAAUCACAGUAGUUAUAGAAAUGAAUGUACAGUCAUACACAAUGUGUGUAUAUGUAUACAUAUGUAAAAGAUAUAAAAUAUAUAUAGUAAUAAACAGAAAGAGAUAAUAUGUGCUCACAUAUUUUUUACUCCAAGAAGGUAACUCCAAGUUGUCAUGCUCUCUGGUAAUGGGCUAAAUGUAACUUUCUUUGAAGGUAUUUAUGCACAUCGCUGUAUACUUUUGUGUGUGAGAGAAAAUUGUUCUCGGCUCUCAUAUUCAGAAUUAAAAUAUUUCAACCUGGUAA
This is a messenger RNA of Falco peregrinus (peregrine falcon), 4548 nucleotides long. RefSeq names its product acyl-CoA thioesterase 9 (gene ACOT9). The transcript is spliced from 16 exons. Gene Ontology annotation, cellular component: mitochondrion. The coding region runs from base 467 to 1789 and encodes 440 amino acids. Gene Ontology annotation, molecular function: fatty acyl-CoA hydrolase activity. Lineage: Eukaryota; Metazoa; Chordata; Aves; Falconiformes; Falconidae. The record is from RefSeq and is a predicted model, not a curated record. Gene Ontology annotation, biological process: acyl-CoA metabolic process.